AUGGCAGACUCCACAAAAUUCCACUCCACUCUUAAUGUUUCCAACGUGAAAAGUCUCAUCACCAUCACGUUGGACAUGGAAACUGCUCAAUACCAUUCGUGGGCAACCCUCUUCAAGGUGCAAGCCAAGGUGCAUCAGUGGAUAUACGGCACUGUUUCCCAUGACAUCCUUCAAUCCAUUCUCGUUCUUGAUGAUGUUGCUGCGGAUGCCUGGAAACGGGUUGAACAAAUUUUCUUGGAUAAUCAGAAUGCACGGGAUGCAUACCUAGAGACCAAGUUCACCACCACCACCUCAGCCCAAUUCACGUCCGUAAUCGAAUAUUACACUCGACUCAAGUCCCUUGCAGAUCAGUUGGGUCAUGUUGGAGCACCGGUAUCGGACACAAGGUUGGUUUUACGUCUGCUCGCAGGUCUGCCGGCCUCUUAUAAACACUUUGUCACCACCAUUCAACAGAAGUCAGUGCUUCCCAAGUUUUCCGAAGCCUGCUCCCGUCUCAAACUUGGAAUCUCCACCAAUGAUGAAAGGGAUGAGCGUGACGCUGACUCUUCAGCUCUUGUUUCGGUUGAUGAUGCCCCCUCUCACUCUCCACCACCACCACCGAGCCACAAUAACCACCACUCCCAUGGGCGGCACAAUAACAAUGGGAAUUAUCGUGGCAAAAAUAAUGGCAAAGGUAAUAACAACAACAGGGGCAAAAACAACAAUAACAACAACCGCGGUAAGGGUGGCCGCGGCGGCCAAAACUCUGGUGGCCAACAACCGGUCCAACAGUAG
Messenger RNA from Spinacia oleracea (spinach), 774 nucleotides. RefSeq lists its product as uncharacterized. Lineage: Eukaryota; Viridiplantae; Streptophyta; Magnoliopsida; Caryophyllales; Amaranthaceae. The coding region runs from base 1 to 774 and encodes 257 amino acids. The transcript is spliced from 2 exons. The record is from RefSeq and is a predicted model, not a curated record.